AAUGACGGGUGUCGGGGCAAACCAAGGGCCUGUGUUCCGAUUGGUUAAAGCCCAGAGGCCUCUGCCAACAAAGGGCGCGCUGGUUGGUAGAGGGGGACCAAUGAGAAGUCGCGGCACUGGCGUCAAGUGCACGCGCAGAAGCCACGCGCUGUCGGGGACAUCUGGUACUUCCACCCGGGGUGAGGGCAGCGGUGUCCCGAAGGCCUCACUGUUCCUGUCGCGUGGCCCGCUCCGCCGGGCUUGGCAGGACUCGGCUCUCCCGUUCUGCCGUUACCAGGACGACCGUCUCCCCGCAGCCCAGGCUGCCCAGACUGGCGCCAUGAGCUCCUCCGACAAGGUAGCCGUUUGUGGGGCCAGUUUCGGCCUGGAGGGUGGCAAGCAGGCUGGCUCCUGCAUGGCCAGCCCCGGAGCCCCACGGGGCCAGGGCCACGGCCUCGAUUUGGGGGCGCCAGGCAGCCGCGAGGGCGAGAGCAGGUUCACAGAUCCGGAGGGCUUCAGCUUCGAGUCUGAGAGCGAAUUGAUAGAGCCGGGAAAGGUGGUGCUCUGGGGCCGGGAAGGCCGGCCUGGCACCCCAGUCGACGACCAAGGGGACGAUGUGGACUACUCGUCCUCCCUGGCUGACGAACCAGCCACCAUCGUGCCACCAGCCCAGCGUCCAGAAGGUGCCCCUGCCGAAGGGUCGGCUGACAACUGGGCGGACCUGGAGUGCAUCCGGCUGCAGAGGGAAAUUGAGGACCUUACACAGCAGCUAGUGCCCGGUUCUGCCUCUCUGUUUCAGCGGCCAUGCAGUUCUUCAAUGACAAGUUCCAGGACCUUUGAAGUUGGAGCCAGCGUCCGGAGCUGCAGCCAAGCGAGUUUCCUCCUUAUCCUCCUUAGCCAGGGCUUUUUCUCUUCCGCUGCAUUUGCCCCCUUCCCAACGCAGUUCAAAGCAGUGUGAAAUAAAGUCGUUCUCAUAUUC
Molecule: messenger RNA, 958 nt
Organism: Pan troglodytes (chimpanzee)
Lineage: Eukaryota; Metazoa; Chordata; Mammalia; Primates; Hominidae
Exons: 4
Coding region: 2-937 (311 amino acids)
Source: RefSeq, a predicted model, not a curated record